AGAAAUGUUGGUGAAUGAAUGAAUUGGUACAGGAACAAAAGGAGCUGAAACAAAGUACUUAGAAGUACUUAUUAUUUCGUACAACUACAACUAAAUCCAUAUGGUCAGUCAUCAACAUUUUUUGAAUUUUUGUACUGCAACUAAUGCAACAACUGCCAAGACCAACAAGAAGAACAAGCAUGGGCCACGCGGGAUCGAGUUUGUUGCUCUUUGUUUGUGGCUUGCUGCCUUGCCUCUCGUCUUUUUGUCUCUUAAGGCUUCCCCUAAGAAGCACUUAACCACCAUAAGCAUCAAUCUUGGGGCUGUUCUAUAAGGAAAUUGGGUGAGCUCUAAAAACCGGCAGCUUCAUCCGCACAUUCACGGAUUGGAAAGAUUUAGUGAGCGCUUUUCCUGGUCAAACUUUUGAGGAAAUCGCCACAGGAACGACUGCGAUAUCUCAUUUUAUUCGUGAACGGAGCGUGGCGUACGAUUAAGGCUCAGACUCAAGUAUAAUAUGAUUCUUAUCAAGGGUCCGUCGUUUGCCAGUGGUACUAGAGUAGAAUGACUUAAGUACUACUAAAGACGUAUGGUGAUGAUGAUGAACAAGGGUCUUGCUCGGCAAUCUGAAGAAAUGAACCGAAUAAGUGAAUUAUGAAGUGUAAAUGGUUACUUUUACUUAAAAAUCGUAUCCGACGUUUUUGGACCUAUAUACCUACUAGAUAUUAGGUUCAUUAUCUAGUUAAACUAGCUAGUUAAGCCAGAGAGGAAGCAAUCGGAGGAUCCGGAGGUUCUGGACGACUUGGGCCCCACCUCGCAACGGCUGAACCCUGGGAAACAACCUGAGGCGUGGACGUUAGGUGAUGGAAAUACGCUGGGCAGAUUCUUCGGUGUAAAGUCAAGUGCUAUGAUGUGAAUGAAAUGCUUAUGAACCAAGUGAACCAUAGAAAUCACCGCGCCAAGUCUGUCGAUCUGCUCCUGUUGUUGACGUUUGUUGCAUACUUCGGACGUCUUCUUUGUGUGCCUUGUUUUUGCGGAGACCUG
Molecule: messenger RNA, 1020 nt
Organism: Amoebophrya sp. A25
Lineage: Eukaryota; Dinophyceae; Syndiniales; Amoebophryaceae
Source: the annotation of a GenBank genome assembly